This is a messenger RNA of Pichia membranifaciens NRRL Y-2026, 2301 nucleotides long. RefSeq lists its product as hypothetical. The transcript has a single exon. The record is from RefSeq and is a predicted model, not a curated record. Lineage: Eukaryota; Fungi; Ascomycota; Pichiomycetes; Pichiales; Pichiaceae. Bases 1 to 2301 code for a protein of 766 amino acids. Gene Ontology annotation, molecular function: 5-methyltetrahydropteroyltriglutamate-homocysteine S-methyltransferase activity; zinc ion binding.
AUGGUCUCCUCCGCUGUUUUAGGUUUCCCAAGAAUCGGUGCCUUCAGAGAAUUGAAGAAGAACACCGAGGCUUACUGGUCCGGUAAGAUCGACGCUGAACAGUUGUUGAAGGUCGGUAAGGACAUCAGAGAAAAGAACUGGAAGUUGCAAAAGGAAGCCGGUGUGGACAUCAUUCCUUCCAAUGACUUCUCCUUCUACGACCAAGUCUUGGACUUGUCCAUUCUCUUCAACGUCAUCCCAGACAGAUACACCAAGUACGAGUUGUCCUCUUUGGACACCUUCUUCGCCAUGGCCAGAGGUUUGCAAAGAAAGGCCACCGAGACCACCAAGGCUGUCGAUGUUCCAGCUUUGGAGAUGGUGAAGUGGUUCGACGCUAACUACCAUUACGUCAGACCAACUUUCUCCAAGUCCACCAACUUCAAGUUGAACGGCCAAAAGCCGGUCGACGAAUACUUGGAAGCCAAGGCUUUGGGCAUUGAAACCAGACCUGUUCUUGUUGGUCCUGUCUCCUACCUUUACUUGGGUAAGGCUGACAAGGACUCCCUUGACCUGGAACCAAUCUCCCUUUUAGAAAAGCUCUUGCCUCUUUACGUUGACAUCUUGAAGAAGUUAGCUGACGCCGGUGCCAAGGUUGUUCAAAUCGAUGAGCCAACCCUUGUCUUGGACUUGCCAGAAAACGUCAAGGCUGCUUUCCAAACCGCUUACUCCAAGUUGGCUGCUGCUGAAGGUCUUCCAGAGUUGAUCUUGACCACCUACUUCGGUGAUGUCAGACCAAACUUAGACGCUAUCAAGGAAUUGCCAGUCUCUGGCUUCCACUUCGAUUUCGUCAGAACCCCAGAACAAUUCGACGACGUUGUCUCCAUCAUUGGUGAGAAGACCUUGUCUGUUGGUAUUGUCGAUGGUAGAAACAUCUGGAAGAACAACUUUGCUGAAUCCGUUGACUUCGUCAAGAAGGCUAUCGCCAAGGUUGGUGCUGACAAGAUCAUUGUCGCCACUUCUUCUUCCCUUUUGCACACUCCAGUUGACUUGACCAACGAAAAGAAGUUGGACGCUGAAAUCAAGAACUGGUUUUCCUUCGCCACCCAAAAGGUUGACGAAGUCGUCACCAUCACUAAGGCUAUUGCCGGUGAAGACGUUUCUGCUAAGUUAGAAGAAAACGCUGCUGCUAUCAAGUCCAGAAAGGAAUCCAAGAUCACCAACAACCCAGAAGUUAGAAAGAGAACUUCCGAAGCUCAAGCUGACGAGUCCAUGGCUAAGAGACACUCUGACUUCCCAACCAGAUUGGUUUCCCAAAAGGCUAAGUACAACUUGCCAUUGUUCCCAACCACCACCAUUGGUUCUUUCCCACAAACUAAGGAAAUCAGAAUCAACAGAAACAAGUUCAGCAAGGGUGAAAUCUCUGCUGAAGAAUACGAAAAGUUCAUCAACUCUGAAAUGGAAACUGUUGUUAAAUUCCAAGAAGAAAUUGGUUUGGACGUUUUAGUCCAUGGUGAACCAGAAAGAAACGAUAUGGUUCAAUAUUUCGGUGAAAAAUUGAACGGUUUUGCUUUCACCACCAACGGUUGGGUUCAAUCUUACGGUUCUAGAUACGUUAGACCACCUAUCAUUGUUGGUGAUGUUGACAGACCAGCUGCUAUGACUGUCAAGGAAUCUGUUUACGCACAAUCCUUAACCAAGAAGCCAAUGAAGGGUAUGUUAACUGGUCCAGUUACUAUCUUGAGAUGGUCUUUCCCAAGAGAUGAUGUCACCCAAAAGGUCCAAUCCUACCAAUUAUCCCUUGCUUUGAGAGAUGAAGUUAACGACUUAGAAAAGGCUGGUAUCACUGUCAUUCAAGUUGAUGAACCAGCUAUCAGAGAAGGUUUACCAUUGAGAGCUGGUUCUGAAAGAUCUGACUACUUGCAAUGGGCUGCUGAAUCUUUCAGAAUCGCAACUUCUGGUGUUGAAGACUCUACUCAAAUCCACUCCCACUUCUGUUACUCAGACUUAGAUCCAAACCACAUCAAGGCUUUGGACGCUGAUGUUGUUUCUAUCGAAUUCUCAAAGAAGGAUGAUCCAAACUACAUUCAAGAAUUCUCAAACUAUCCAAACCAUAUCGGUCUUGGUUUGUUCGAUAUUCACUCCCCAAGAAUUCCUUCCAAGGAAGAAUUCAUCGCUAGAAUCGGUGAAAUCUUGAAGGUUUACCCAGCUGACAAAUUCUGGGUCAACCCAGAUUGUGGUUUGAAGACCAGAGGUUGGGAAGAAACUAGAGCUUCUUUGACCAAUAUGGUUGAUGCUGCUAAGUACUACAGAGGAAAGUACUAA